AUGGCGAAAAUGCAGGAACACAACAACAUCAUUUCCUCCAAACUGGACGACACCCAGAAACAGCUUCACGAGCAGCAAUCACACUCGGCCCAACUGCAGGAUGGUUUGGAACAGACCCUGCAGCUUCGCCAUGAGCAAUCACUCAAAAGCGUACCGAAGCCUAGCGAACAGGAGAGAGGAAAACAACCAGCCAUGGGCGGGCCAUCAGUCUCCCGAAGGCUGUUUGUGCCCUCUCCAGAGGAACGCCACCGAGAAUAUCAAGUUUACUCCGACUGUCGUGACAGACUCAACUAUCUAGAGUACGGAACGGCGGACUUCCAGAUUCCGGUCCAAGUGAAACUCAAUUAUCAACACCUGGACGAUUCGCCUACAGUACGACGCGAUCGGUCUAGAAGAAACAGACGAAUCUGA
Prunus armeniaca (apricot) is the source of this 411-nucleotide messenger RNA. NCBI's taxonomy places the organism in Eukaryota, Viridiplantae, Streptophyta, Magnoliopsida, Rosales, Rosaceae. The record is from the annotation of a GenBank genome assembly.